ACAUUUACGAAAACUGAUAAGCUCCAAAUUUGAAAACAUUGGAGAGAGAUGAAGGAAAUUCAAAUUCCCAGGAAAAACUUCGCGCGCUCAUCAGAUCUCGGAGCUAAGAGACUCAAGGAUCCUGAGAUGAAGAAUCGAAAGGUUACGACGGAGAAGAGGCAGAGCGCAACAUUUUCCGAUGUAUCUUUUGAAAGCACGAAGGAUUCAAUGGAUUUUACUCCGAUCUCUCAGAUUUCUGGUCCGAUCUCUGAUUCCGAGGCUGAGAGUAUUAUUAUGCAAGGAUCGAGCCCAGACUUAUUGUCAACGCCUAAAAUUUCUCUUCCGGCUGAUGAUUCUCCAGUUUCAACCAUUACUAGUGUGGAGGCUCGUAUUGACUCUUUUUCUACUGAUCGGAUCCAGUCGAUUGUGGACUUACCUGCUUCUGUGCAGUCCUUGCGUGCGGAGAUCAAUGAGCUGAAAAAACUGAUCUGUUCAGUUGAAAAUUCUGAAGAAAUUAACUGGGUCGAUGGAGUUGUUACUGUGAAAUUCCGCAUUGUGCUUUUGAGUUUCAUCCUUUGGGCUAUCUUAGCUGCGAUUGUGGUCUUCUUCAGCUCAGGAGAGGAAGUUGCUUACCGUGGACUACUUCCAACAUGAUUCUGCAAGGUAAUUUACUUUAGGUUUCUUAACUUUGCUACAUUGAUUCUGGUUUCCUUUUCAUAGGAUGAUAACUUGCAUAGGAUUGGGGUUGUAUACUGAUUUGCCUUUGAUAACACGUUUAUCCUGCUUGUCAUUUCAUGUUGCAUCUGUGCAGCGCUAAUGAAGGUCCCAGCUGUUU
Messenger RNA from Arabidopsis arenosa, 814 nucleotides. Lineage: Eukaryota; Viridiplantae; Streptophyta; Magnoliopsida; Brassicales; Brassicaceae. The record is from the annotation of a GenBank genome assembly.